Pteropus alecto (black flying fox) is the source of this 951-nucleotide messenger RNA. It is a transcript of the gene CCDC42, whose product is annotated as coiled-coil domain containing 42. The transcript is spliced from 7 exons. Gene Ontology annotation, biological process: spermatid development. NCBI's taxonomy places the organism in Eukaryota, Metazoa, Chordata, Mammalia, Chiroptera, Pteropodidae. The record is from RefSeq and is a predicted model, not a curated record. The coding region runs from base 1 to 951 and encodes 316 amino acids.
AUGAGCCUGGGCAUCAUGGAGGAGGAAGAUCUGGCCGAGUACUUCCGGCUGCAGUAUGGGGAGCGUCUGCUGCAACUGCUGCAGAAAUUUCCCAACAUUGAGGAGCAGUCGGAGUCCCCAUCCAUACGGCUACUGGAGAAGAAAAAGGAGGCCAAGAUCAUGCACCAUGCUAUGUUGCAGAAGAAGGAGACAUUUCAGCGCAGAAUGGAAACCCUCAACCUGCGCUGGGAGGAACUGGGCAUUAAGGAGGCCCAGCUGAAGGCCCAUAUUCAGAAGUUUGAGCAAUUCAUCCAGGAGAAUGACCAGAAACGGAUCCGAGCGCUGAAGAAAGCCAACAAGGAGCGAGACCUCAAGAGGCAGCGCAUGCGUGAGCUGGCGAAGGCCAAGCAGGAGAUGGCAGCCCUGCGGCUGGAGCACCAGCGACUGAGCAGCAAGCUGCAGGACUACUCCAUCUUCAACAAGUACCUGGAGAAGGUGGUGGAGAACUCCGAGUUUGAAGAGAUCCACGAAGUGAUAGCGCGCUACAAGACGCUGGUGAGCAUGCACUGUGACCUUAUGCAGUCAGCCCAGGAGGGCCAGGAGAAGAUCGAGCGCGCCAAAGCGCGGCUGGCGCGCUACAUGGAAGAGAAGGACGACGAGAUCCUGCAGCACAACAACGAGCUGGCACGCCUGCAGAUGCGCUUUGACCGCGCCCGCAGCGAUGUCAUCAUCUGGGAAUCUCGCUGGGCACACAUCCAGAACACCGCUGCCAAGAAGACCCUCUUACUUGGCACCAUUAAAAUGGCAACGCUGAACCUCUUCCAGAUCGUGAGCAAGCAGCUGAAGGAGACAACCUACGUGUCCCUGGAGGACACACACAAACAGCUGGACAUGAUUCAACAGUUUAUCCAGGACCUGUCGGACAUCUGGGCAGAGGUGAAGAAAAAGGACCAACAGCAGAUCCGGUUUUAA